AUGGGCCGGGGCAAAGCCAAAAUCCAGGCAGGGGUCGGGUGGGUGGAGGAGGUGAGAUAUGGUGAGAUUGUCUGUGGAGAAACGGAAGCGCUGCUGCAUUGCCCAUUGCAGGUCCCCGACUGCCGCUAUGGUGCGGCUUGCACUCGAAGGCGUCGCCGAAGGGCCGAAGGGAGCGAGACGGGCAGGGGGCGGGGGCUUCUCCUAGUGUCUGCUUUUUCAGGGACUGCGUUUUCAAGCAUCCGCCGAAACCAGCAAAGUCUGCCAUCGCCUCAGCGGAAGCCCCAUGGGAGCUUCCAGGAGCGUCACAAGCGUCAGGCGCUUUCCAUGGUAUGCCGAGAUCUGCUGAGAAUCGCUGAAGAGCCGCUGUGGCACCCGGCAGCAUGUUCGCCGUGCACGGCGCAAGACGUCUGCUUUGCCUUCGUGGCGGGGAAGUGCGCCUUCGGACGACAGUGCCACGAUAAGCACCCGGACGAGGCUUCCUGCCAGAGCAUCAAAGAGCGCUAUGGCAAGAUCGACUGCCAGUGGGGCCGCGGUUGCCGAACCGACGGGUGCUUGUACCGGCAUCCCAGCGACGAGCCCGUCGGCCCGGCCUUGCGCCUCGAGAUGAAGCCACAGCCAGCGGUGGUCUGGCCCUUGCUCCGAAGUGUGGCGUUUCACUUGUUGGCAGCCUUGGCCGAGGCCGCCAUCGACGACACCGACGACCGGAACGACCUACCGGUCUUUCGACACCUGGACGACCGGGAGGCGAACUCACGAGAUCGAGAUCGCUCGGUGCCGCAGCGAGACCGUCUACAAGAAUGGCUCGAGGAGCAAGACGCCCCUCGCCCAGAGGAGCUGAAAGCCUCCCAAAUCGCCGGGGUCCCCAAGGCUGUGCCUUUGCGUGCGCCCUUAGACGAGGAAGAAGAGGAGGGAGCCUGA
Molecule: messenger RNA, 918 nt
Organism: Symbiodinium sp. CCMP2592
Lineage: Eukaryota; Dinophyceae; Suessiales; Symbiodiniaceae
Source: the annotation of a GenBank genome assembly